This is a messenger RNA of Callorhinchus milii (elephant shark), 3260 nucleotides long. It is a transcript of the gene dixdc1b, whose product is annotated as DIX domain containing 1b. Lineage: Eukaryota; Metazoa; Chordata; Chondrichthyes; Chimaeriformes; Callorhinchidae. The record is from RefSeq and is a predicted model, not a curated record. The transcript is spliced from 19 exons. Bases 99 to 2093 code for a protein of 664 amino acids. Gene Ontology annotation, cellular component: cytosol. Gene Ontology annotation, molecular function: protein binding. Gene Ontology annotation, biological process: canonical Wnt signaling pathway.
AGGGUGGGUGUUUGGUGGGGGAAUAAAUCCUCCCCUGACUGGAGUCCCGGAACGUCUCGCACGGGGCUGCAUUUGGCCCCUGGGAAGAAACGGACACCAUGAUCGCCUGCUUAGCCAAAGGGAAUCUGCUGGAUGUUCUGCAAGAGGGAUUCACAGAGCAACAGUUACAGUCGUACGUGGUUUGGGUGAAUUUGCAGCUAAAGAAAAAACCCGGUGUCUGCCCUGUGGAGGACCUGCGACGAGACCUGAGAGAUGGGGUGGUGCUGGCACAUCUGGUAGAGAUCGUCGCUGGGGAGCGUCUCGGGGACAUUGCUCCCAGCCCCGGCAGCCAACAGGAGAUGAAGGACAAUGUGGAAAAGGUCCUGCAGUUCGUGGCUUCCAAAAAGAUCCGCAUGCACCAGACCUCGGCCCGAGAUAUCGUGGACGGGAACCUGAAGUGUAUCAUGCGUCUGAUCCUGGCACUGGCCGCUCACUUCAAGCCCUCGGGCGUCCGUUCGACCGGCCACACGUCCUCGGCCAUCAGGGCCCACAACCUCGCCUCGGACAACCACAGGCCGCACUCGGCCACCGCCAUGGCUCAGAGUGCCGUCGCCGCGCUGGCCGAGGUCCGACACGAUGUCUCCCGCUCUGGACGGGAAGUGUUCCGAUACAAACAGGAAGUCCAGAGGACCGGUAGCUUUGAGGAGGAGGUGGGGAGUCCGUGCUGGAGUGUGCGAGCUAUGGUGAAGCAGUUUGAGUGGCACCAGGUCCCUUUAUCACCACCAGCAACCGAGAGUGUCAGUUCACAGAGCCCAAUCCACAGCACAAAACAGGAGUCUAUUUCAAGCGAACUGGAUGAAAGCUUGGAAUUAUCUAGCCAGAAAGAAGAAUGGGAGAAUGGGGAUGAAGACAAUAACUCGUCUGGUUGGAAUUCCAUGACUUCGGGAAAAACGCAGGAGAAUGAUGAUCAAUGGGAAGAUCAGUUGCUGGAUCAACAGGAUCAGUUGGGAAAAGAGAUGGAAGAAGCCAGGCAAAUGAUCUCCAUUUUGCAAGCUUUGCUACUGAACGGUUCGCUGCCUGAAGACGAACAAGAGGGAUCCUUUCCCCUGUCCGAGCAGGGAGCCUGCUCAGAGGAGCAACUGGUCAUCAUCAAGGGCCGUCUGGAUCAAAGUAUGGAAGAAUGUCAGGAACUGAAGAAAGAACUCCUGAAAUACAAACAAGAAUCACGGAACCUCCAGGGAGUAAAGGAUGCCUUGCAGCAGAGGAUGGUGCAGCAGGAAAGCUCCAUCCUGCAGCUGAAGCAGGAGUUACUGCGCAUGAGCAUGGCCAAGGACGAGCUGUUCAGCCAGAACCUCGAUCUACAGAGGAAGAUUGAGGAGCGGAGCAGACUGCUGGGAGAAUUUAAAAGAGAGUUGGGACAGAAGGACCGCAUGCUGCAGCAGCACCAGGCGAAGCUGGAGGAGGCUGUGAGGAAGCUGGCGGAGGCCAGUCACAUAAAGGUACUUGCGUGUUCCUGUAGACCAGCACAGGACAAUGGCGUGUCGACCACUGCUGCCAAACCCACACCUCAGGUGUACAGAGGGACUGACGACCUGCAGAUCGUGCGGGAUUCUCUACGUAGUUUAAGGAACAACUUCAGCAACCACGACCCCCAGCACCACACCAUCGACACACUGGAACAAGGCAUUGCCAGUUUGCUGGAGCGAAUGCACAUUGCUGAGAUACAGGGCAGAGGUGCCAGCAAGCCUCCUGUGAAACCUUCAAUGAACAGAGGGUUCAGUACAGAGAGAGAAUCCUGGUCACCAAAUACAAAGGCUCACCGCUCUCACGCCAGCCCUGGCUCCAGCAGCACUGCCUACACCAAGGUGGUGUAUUUCACAGAUCGAUCGUUGGUUCCGUUUAUGGUAAACAUUCCAAAGAGACUUGGGGAAGUAGCGUUGAAAGACUUCAAAGAAGCAAUCGAUCGGGAAGGGAAUUACAGAUAUCAUUUCAAAGCCCUGGACCCGGAAUUCGGCACGGUGAAGGAGGAGCUUUUCCACGACCAUGAUAUUGUACCUGGCUGGGAAGGCAAAAUAGUGGGGUGGGUAGAAGAAGACCCUGGGGAUGGUAGAUAGACUGACAAAACGCUCACCCACCCACCCACCGCCCUCUGUCCCCCGUCUCCCUGCAGAGCGGGAGAUUUAUAUUUUUAUGAAACGCAGCACAGCCACCAAAGAGGAGGAAGGCGAUGACUAGCUGUGUUUGCCUCGGGGCCGAGACCUCCCGCCUCGCCAAGUGCCCAACGCGAGCGAGGGUCGAAGCUGAUGGUUUGGGAUCAUGAAUGCGCAAUGUGGAGCUGACAUGUGACGCCUUUUUUUUGGGGAGUGGCACGGCCCGUAUGAUAGUAAUUCGGCAAAACGGCAAGUCCUUUUUGCCAAUGUUACGGAAAUGGGCUCUGUCUGUCUCUGUCUGUCUGUCUGUCUGACACUGACUGCGGCUUUUCCCCCUUUGACAUCUGACAAAGCCAUAACCGCCUUGUGACUGCGUUAGGGACGAGUGAUUGGACGCCAGAAUGAACUUAGGCUGUGCCUUUCUAUGUUAAAUUAUUGUUAAAGCUUCCAAACUGUUUUUUUUUCUUUCUGCCACCAAAUCCGGGUGGUGUACCUUGACAACAUUCUCCCAGGCGGGCUGGCAGCCCCAGUGCCUGUUGUUGUCUGGCUCUCUUGGUUUCAGCCUGAAGAGCUUAAUCGGGCAUCAGUCCUUCAAAAGAACUGGACUGAACAAUUCCCCCCCAGUCCACACCAGCCGGUUUGAGCAUCGCAUCAUUUGAGCAUCAAUUUUGGGGUUGAUUAGACUUAUUUAACCUAAGGAGAGACCCUGACUCCGAGCCAUCAGCCUCAGCAGAUGAAGAAAGCAGAUGAGAGACACGGCUGGAUUUGGGGGGGAAGGAAAAGUGCUGAAGAAUUCGCUAUUGAGGAUUUUUUAUUUAAGGUUUUUUGGGGGGCGAUUGAUUUAUUUGAGGUUCUAUCGAAGAAUGGCAAAGCUUCCUUCUGAAAAUUUCUUGGGAGACGCAGCUGUAGAUUGUUGUUUUUCCCUCUCUUCUUCUCCCCCCCCCCCCACACACAUACACACACACACACACAGAGUUUAAAACCCGCUAUUUGUAACGAUGGGAGCAAAUAGCUUCAGAAAUAGAUCGUGUCAGAGUUGAGUUCCUGCGAGUGUUGGGAGUUGCUAUUUGUGAUUCCUGUUAUAAUUACAAUCUUUGACUGAGCCUCGCCCCCCCCCAUCAAAAAGAAUAA